Molecule: messenger RNA, 471 nt
Organism: Clonostachys rhizophaga
Lineage: Eukaryota; Fungi; Ascomycota; Sordariomycetes; Hypocreales; Bionectriaceae
Source: the annotation of a GenBank genome assembly
AUGUCCAAUUACUGUCUCCCCGUCGUCCCUCGGAUCAUCCUGGGCAUUAUUGAUCCACUGGCUAUAACCCUGGCGGCUGCUUCCGCAAUUUCCGACCCGGCAGCUUUCUACGUGCAUCAAGUGCCAAAACCAGUUGACCAUCCUCAUGAGAUAGAGGUGUACACGCGCGUGAUUUCACUGAACAUAGCUGCUCUUAUGUUGAGCAUCGCAGCGUCUCAGGUCAUCGGUGUGUGGAUCAAUAAGAGCGCAUCCACGAUUAAAUGGCUCAUGAUUUCCCAUUUUCUCGCCGAUAUUCUCUAUCUUUACUCUGCGUACCUGGCAGUUGGGAAAGACUACUUCUGGAACCCGAGUCAAUGGAACUCUGGCAUGUGGGGGCUGAUUAUCACGGACAAUCUCUUCAAUGCCGCAAGGAUUUUGAGCGUAUUGGGAGUGUUUGGGCCUCUAGGUAGCACGAAGCUCAAGGACUCUUAG